UUCAUGCAUUUGCCCAUUGUGAAAUCAGAAAUGGCCAAAGACAACCUUUUACAAUUAGAGAAUUAAUUCAUUACAAGUUACCUUUGUUAUUGUCAAUAUUUGUCGACAAAAACGGUUCUUUAAUAAACAGAAAGAGAUGUACUGUGAAUAAAAAGAAAAAAAAAUAUCAUUAAGAAUUAAAGACUAUAUAAAACAUUGUCAUAAUGACAUUUGACAUUUGAAGAAAGACUGUUAAAAUAUUCAAGGAACCUUCUGUGCUGAAGAAUCAUUCAAGGACAAAAUAUUUGAAGAACUUUUUCUAACAGUGACAAUUCAACAUGUCUGCUUACGGAAACGAUUGUCACUUCUACUACAAUUCUAACUGUUCAAAGGGUGAAAAUUGUGCCUUUAGACAUUGUGAAGCAGCUAAGAGUUCAAUGGUGACCUGUACAUUCUGGCAACAAGGAAUCUGCUCCAAAGCAAAUUGUCCAUACAGACAUGCAGAUCUGCCUCCGACUGAUGUGUUUGAGAGAAAUAGACCAGGCAUACCAUGUUACUGGGAGAACCAACCAGUAGGUUGUACCCGUUCUAAUUGUCAGUACCAACAUUUUAAAACUCGACCAGUGGUUCCAGGUGCACCACCUUUGCAGACUCAGCCAAUUUUAUCAGAAAAUCAGUUGCCAGAUACCAGUUUUCCUCCACCAUUGUUUGGACAGCAGCCACCACAACAACUGACUGCAAUACCUGGGGCACCAGUCAUACAGCCUGUUGUUGUUCACUUCUCAGAUUCUGAAGUUGAGAGUGACAAGAAUUCACCUGUGAAAAGUAAGAAACUCUUAGAACCAGAAAGUACUAAAGUAAAGUUACAGUCACUAGAUUCAGCUAAAACUGACACAAACAAUCUGUCAUCGUCAAGAACAGUCACAACUUCUGAUCAAUCAUCUUUGAGAACAGUCAAAGUAUCUAACCAGUCAUCUUUGAGAACAGUCACUGCUCCUAAUCAGUCAACCUUGACUGAUGUAGCUCCAUCCCAGACAAUCACAACAAUUCAGUCAGGCAAAUCAGCUUUCACAUCAGUGCAGCCUUCUUCAAUUCAGGCCAUUACUUCAAUAAAGCCAGUAUUACCACAGACAGGGCAGACUAUCCCUGUUGUUUCUAAGCAGGCAACGGUUGCUAGUAUUCCAGAUAUAGAUUACUUUAUUGGCAGACCGUUUUUACCAAAGUUGAAUAAGUCCCCUCCUCGUUCAUCUCCAAAAUAUGAUUCUAGUCCAGACAGAAGAAGUUAUGACAGUAGAUAUAGCAGAUCUCCCACCCCUAGAAGUUUGUCUCCAUGGAGAAGACAAUCAAGAUCCCCUUCACCUAGGAGAAGACGAUCCCCAUUUUACUCAAGAGAUCGUAGUAGGUCACCGAGGAGAUGGUCUCCCAGGUAUAGAAGUCCCUCUCCUAGACGCAGAAGUACAUCUCCAAGAAGACGCACUCCUCCUAAAAAUUCAGUAUUCAGACCUCAGGACAGUUAUUCACCAAAUCGAAGACCUGUCCAUGAACGUUUAAAUAGAGAUAGAAAUCACCCAUCAACAUCUUUAAACAGGGGACGACAACCUGUAGGUGUUCCACAGAAAAAAAUCAAUCUCAGCAAAAUUAAAGAUAAAACAGAAAGUGAAGAAGAUAGCAUAAAAGUCAAAUCAUUAGAGGAGAUACAGCGAGCAAAAGCUUUGUUGUCAAUGGGUUUAAUUGAACUGAAGAGUGGGAAAAUAGUCAAAAUUUGUGAAGCAAAGAAAUACCAGGAGGAGGAAGAAGCAGAAGAAGAGAAGAAAGCACCUCCAAAGAAAAAGAAAAUUGUCAAAAAAUUAACUUCCAAAAGUAAGAAAGUGGAAAAGAAACCAAAAGCCAUAGUGAAAAAGGUGGAAAAAGUUGUAAAGAAAGAAGAAAGUGAGGAGGAGAAAGAAGAGGAAGAAGAAAACUUUGAAGAUGGAGAUGACUUAGGGGAAGAACCAGAAAUAGAUAUUUGUGAGGCUACAGAGGAGUGGGAAGAACAAGAAUUCCAGAAGGAGGAGUCACAGGAAGAGGAUGGGGAUGUUGAGGAUGAAUCAGAACAAGAGGAGGAAGAAGAAGAGGAGGAGUCUGAACCUGAACCAGAACCUGUACAAUAUCAACAAGAUAUAAGAAGGGCUGUGAGAAAGGAAGAUGUAGAGAAAAAGAUAAGUCUGACAUCUUCACAAGUAAAAAGAAAAAGGAAAGUUAUUGUGGAUGAAGAGGAAAAGAAAAACAAAGAUACAACUAAAGUCAGUGUUCAAAGUCGAUUGGGACGUAAACUUAAUACACCAGAUGUUAGAGGCACUAAACAUGCUAAACCACAUCUGUCUCGUGACUCUAAUGAAGCUAAAGUUGGUAAUCUUCAGAGGUCACUGAUUAAGGCUAGUGUAAAAUCUAGGCUGGAGACAAAAAAAGUAAAACCUGAGGAAAAAGUUGACAAUUUGACAAGGGGAACUAUAAAAUUAUCUACUGGAGGUAUAAAAAGUCGUCUGGGCAUUGGUGCAAAUGUUUCUUCCUCAAAAUCUGACACGAUAAGCCUAGAGCCCAGGAAAAUUUCCAUGAAAAGAACAAUUGAAAAUGAUCAACAAGAUGAGGUUAAGAAAGAGGUAUUGAAAAAGCGAAGAUGGGGUCAAGGAUCGAUAAAAAGCAGGCUUGGUGAUAGUGCUAGUGACACAAGUGUUACUGAUAGUGAUCUUAAAAAGAUUGUCAUUGUCCGUAAUUUAAGUGAUGAGGACAAUUCAAGAGAUGGAAAUAGACAAAGAGAGACAAGGGAACCAGUACAAUCAACGUCCAAUGAAAAUACAAGUCAGAUUAAAAGUACAUUAUCUCGUAUUAAUAAAAUCAUUGAGGACAAAAAAGUGACUCAGGAACCUGGGACCCUUAACAAGGGUCGAGGUAAACUAAACGUCUGGAGUUCAAGAGUGUCAGAAACUAUUGCAGCAGUAGCACCUACAAAAAAAGAGUCAAAUAUAGAUCUGUUUGAUUCCUCCAGUAAUGAUUCCUUGGCUGCUGAGUCUGGAAUGUUCAAAAAGGAUACUAAAAAAGGUCCGAAGAUUGAAAGGGCAUUAUAUGUUCCUCCUGCUCGUAAACGUACAGUUACUUCCUAUGAAGAAGAAUAUGAUGAGAGCAGUAUUUCACCUCCUAAAAAAUCUCAUAAAAAACAUAAGGAAAAGAAAUCUGAGCCAGAAAGUAUCAAGACAUAUUCUCAGAUAAUGGAAGAGAAAAGGAAGAAACUUGAGAAACAACGAGAAAAGAAGGCAAAAACUGAAGAAAAGUCUAAAAGAAAGAAAAUUACCCCAAUUGGUUUCAGUGAUAAGGAAAAUGAAACCAUUUUGAAUGAUAUAGCAGAACCAAAGAAGUCUCCAAUAAAAACAGAGGUACCAGAUACAAAGAGUGGUAUGUUGGACUCAUUCAGCUUUACUCUCCAAGAAACCACAGAUGCCAGUAAUCCAGCUCAGAUAGACCAAGUUGAUAGUUCUACAGAGCAUUUAGAAUUGUUUUCAACUUCAGUUCCUGAAAAUUCCAAAGAAGAUACUGAUGAUCUUCUUGAAAUGUCACCUACCAAGAAGACAAGUGAUGACUCAUGGUUAGAGUUUAGUAAAGAAGAUUUAGACAUGACGGGAUGUGAACCUGCCGAUGAUGAUGACCUUCUCAGGGAAAUCGAUGAAUUAUUGGCGUGAGGCGACAGAUUUAUUGACACCAAUUUUUAACUAUGACCAAAGACAUGGAAAUUUUAUAAGACUGUGAUAAUUUUAAUUCAUCAGUGCUAUAUCGUGUGAAAAAAAUCAUUGGUUUACAGAAGAUGAAUUUUGAUAUUUUUAGUUGAAUAUUACAAUAAUGGAAAAUUGAAUUUAUUACACAAAUCAUGUAGAAGUACAUCUACUGACAUUAAUUUUCCGAUGAAUUUAAGAAUAUUAUUCAAAUUGGAUUAAUUUUGUAAAUAUUGGACAAUCAUUGCUGGGCAAAACAAUGGUCUAAAUUUAAAGUGCAAUAUCAUUAACAGCUGAUCAAUGGAUUAACAUUUUGAUCUCAAUACCACAAAUUGUAUAAAAACAAGACAUAUGUGUAUAUAAUUUGUUGAUCUCUUACAUAUUAAAAUAUGUUAUAAUUUCA
Molecule: messenger RNA, 4125 nt
Organism: Mytilus trossulus (common blue mussel)
Lineage: Eukaryota; Metazoa; Mollusca; Bivalvia; Mytilida; Mytilidae
Product: FK506-binding protein 5-like
Exons: 16
Coding region: 318-3692 (1124 amino acids)
Molecular function (GO): metal ion binding
Source: RefSeq, a predicted model, not a curated record